Molecule: messenger RNA, 1559 nt
Organism: Miniopterus natalensis
Lineage: Eukaryota; Metazoa; Chordata; Mammalia; Chiroptera; Miniopteridae
Source: RefSeq, a predicted model, not a curated record
AUCAAGUAUUGGGUUUUUUGGGUUGGUUUGUUUCGGUGGGGCUGAGUAAAGCCUCCUCUCCUAAGUUGUAAUACAAUUGUUUACCCAAAGGGAAAGAAACAAAUUAGGGAUGCUGUGGUUGGACAUAGAUAAGUCAACUUACGAUAUCAUUCGAGAAAUUGAGAGCAAUUGUCCGUAUCUUACAAAUCUUUGCAAAACCAGAAAUGCAGCUCUAGAAGCAGUUCGAAGCAGCCCACCUAUUGUUACCUUCCCCAACUCCUAAGACUGAAGGAAAAAAAGGGAGAUGAGGGGUUUUUUUGAAAGCACAAAGUGCUUCUCUAGCUCCAAGGCUCCCUUCCUAAGGACAUAUACAACUCUUAAUUGUCUUGGUUUUGACACUUGGUAGCUCUGUGAUCUUAGGACAAGUUAACAGACCUCUCCUGCCUUAGUUUCCUCCCUGUGAGAUGGCAAGGAUAGCAGUGUCUACUUCUUGGCUGUGUUGUGAAGAUGUGUAGAACUCUGUGCUUAGUAGGGUAGCUGUUUCAUGAAUGUUAGCUAUAAAUAUGAGCAUUAGUGGGAGGAAGAGGGCUGUAGCUAUCAGCUUAGGCUAAGUUGUAUUGCAGUAACAGAUGACUCCCAAAUCUUAGUGACCCCCAAACAAUCUAACCUUAAACCCAGCCUCAUCCUUCCUCUUUUGUAGGUCAGCUUGAGCUCAGCACAAUGACCUUUUACGAUAGAAUGAAAGCUUCUUGGGAACAUGCUGCUCUCAGAACAUGAGAGAUGGUAGAAUCAUGCAAUGCUUAGGAGCGGCAUGCCCCUCACAUUUCAUUGUCCAAGGCAAGACCUGAUGUCACGGGCAGGGAAGUACAAUCCUUUUAGAGAGAAGCAAAUACUUGAGAACAGUGGUCAGAUCUACCACAGAGGACUGUUUUAUUCUAAUCACUAGGAGGAGCAAAACCACUGAGGUCCUGGCAUCGUGGAAACAAUGGGCGUUUACAAGUUUUGGAGAAGUCACCCCAGGCAGCAGAAAUCAAUCUUGUGAUGAAAUAACUUCUACCUGGAUUUCUGGUAGGAUUUCAAGGCAAACACAGGUCUGACUCCGGGGCCAUGACAUUGCCUGCUCCUUCUGCCUGGGGAGAGAUUUUGCCUUUGGAGAACAGGGCAGAUAUGGAGACUGUGAAGAAAUUGACUCAAAAUCGUAAGGCAAAAGGUUUGCCUUCUAAUGAUACUGACUGGCUCCAAGAAAAUGAGGGACAGCCCAAAAUACUGGUACCAGUUACAUUCGGGGAUGUCGCUAUGGUUUUUACAGACGCAGAAUGGAAGCUACUGAGCUCUGGGCAGAGGGCCCUGUUCAAAGAUGUGAUGCUGGAGGAUUACAGGACUCUGCUCUCAUUGGAAUGACAAGCUGAUUCUAAAAUUUAUAUGAAAUUGCAAGGGAUCUGGAAUGCCUAAACAAUCUUGUAAGAGAAAAACAAAUUAAGAAGACUCAAAUUUUCUGAUUUCAAGACUUACUACAAAGCAAUGGCACUUACAUGAGUAUAGAUAUACAGGUCAAUGGAGUAGAAUUGAGAAGUCAGAAA